AUGGAUAAUCCUGUCUACGCGGUCAAGAAUCCGAAGGAAUUCAACUUACUAUCAGAAAAGAUUGGCGUGCGACUUCAUGCUGAUCUUGACGAAGAUGAAUUGACGGCGUCCGCUAGUCGAUGGGGCCUCAAACAUCUACUCGCCUUCCGACUUCUUACACAUCCUCCGAAACCCUUUCUGGAGACCCUCACGGGUGAACAUAAGCAUUGCGCAGUCUGCGGAAAUUCGAAUUCUGAGGUGCUCGACGACGUUUGGAAGAAUGUUCUCACGGCUGAUUGCUCCCUGGAUUUGAAGGGAAGCAAAGAUUCCGAGCUUCUCAAGCGACCAGGAGGGUUUUUUUGGGUUGCACUUGCACGAGCAGCACGCUUGGAGAUUUCACUGGAAACAGAAUCUGAUAAUUCCAGGUCCAAAGCUCAAGAGCACCCCGAGCGCGCAAGACGUCCGCCGAAUAGAAACGAUUACGUCGACCCCACAAAGCUUGUUAUAAGCUCUUCACCUCCGUUGUCACAAGCCACCCAAGUUUCUGGAUCGUCUCAAUCCUCGGGGUCGGAAUUUCAAGCUGACCAUAACGAAAUUGAUGAGGACGAGCAUGACGCCCGGAGGAGUAAGUCCGAGGAUGUGAUGCUGCACCUCGUACACAGUUUCAUACAGCAUGCCCUGAAUUUGUGCAUCGUGCAGAACUCAGCCCCUGCCACGGAGGUGCGCCCACGAAUCGAGCGCAGGAAGUGCACAGCCCGGGUGGGCAAUAAGCAUACGUUCAGCGCGGUAGACGACGGUGGGAUUUCUUUAUUCGAGACGAAGAAGGCGUUCCAAGCAAUGGACAUUGACAUGAAAACUGGACAGCAMAAGCCAGUCACGUCAAAUGAGACUCUGGCCCAAUACCUUGGUGAAGCAUUAGCCACCUGGAAAAUGGGCCAUCAUCUCCGUGAUCAAGAUGUCUAUGUUAUUGCGGCUACGAACACUUUCAUACGAUUUAUUCGCUUCAAAUUUGGGCCUGAAUAUGCAGAAUAUAUCGACGCUGAGGGCAGGUUGACUCAGGAGACUUUGCUCGAUAAACAUCCAGACACAUUCGCCUACAUGAAUAGCACAAAGUGGUUCAACCUUCAAACAUUCGAGGGUCGAAAGUCUGCCUUGUGUCAUACCUUUGCGCUUUUACGGCGGCAUGAUGCGCGCCAAGGCAAUGCUCCCCAAGACCCAAAGGUUUCAAAUAAGCGUAGAAGAUGA
Messenger RNA from Talaromyces amestolkiae, 1224 nucleotides. RefSeq lists its product as uncharacterized. The transcript has 3 exons. NCBI's taxonomy places the organism in Eukaryota, Fungi, Ascomycota, Eurotiomycetes, Eurotiales, Trichocomaceae. The record is from RefSeq and is a predicted model, not a curated record. The coding region runs from base 1 to 1224 and encodes 407 amino acids.